CUAUCGGAAUAUCAAUGCCAUUCUUACCAAAGGAUUGCCAAGAUUUACACUGGUCGAAUAAUACUAAAAGCGGUCUGUACAAAAUUUAUCCUAAGGGGACCGGUGGAUUUCAAGUUUAUUGUGACAUGACAACUUCCGGUGGUGGUUGGACGGUUUUUCAAAGACGGCCGAAUGGAAAAAUUGGAUUCAACAGAUAUUGGAAGGAAUACAAGUAUGGUUUUGGUGUUCCAAGUGACGAACAUUGGAUUGUAAUAUUUUCCCCUAUGUAUUUUCUUUGUUAUAAACCACGUAACGAACGAAUACAUCAGCUGACAUCUCAGGGUUGGUAUGAGCUGAGAGUGGAUCUCUCAGACUUUCAAAACCAAAGGAGAUAUGCAUAUUAUCGAACAUUCUCUCUGGGUAACCUAGCCUCCAACUACCGUUUGACUGUCGGGGACUAUGAAGGAAACGCAGGCAAUUCUUUGGCAUAUCAUAAUGGUCGACCAUUCUAUACACGAGACCGUCAGGACAGCAGUGGUUGUCAAAAGGCGUACAAAGGGGGUUGGUGGUAUGGUGAUUGUCACCAUGCCAACCUGAAUGGUCUAUACCUAAAGGGACAUCAUUCUUCAUUUGCUGACGGUGUGAACUGGUAUCACUGGCUUGGGUAUCAUUACUCUUUGAAAACCACAGAAAUGAAAAUUCGAGACAAUAGAUAG
Molecule: messenger RNA, 695 nt
Organism: Saccostrea cuccullata (small rock oyster)
Lineage: Eukaryota; Metazoa; Mollusca; Bivalvia; Ostreida; Ostreidae
Product: fibrinogen C domain-containing protein 1-like
Exons: 5
Coding region: 15-695 (226 amino acids)
Source: RefSeq, a predicted model, not a curated record